AUGAAACAAACACGUCUAUGUAAUCUAUGUCACACUAAUGGCAUCUUUAAUAUUGAUGACUCCAACAGUGACAACACUACUAAGACACUGUCACCUCAAAUUCCUCUUUAUACUAUGUAUUCACUCUGA
Dentiscutata heterogama is the source of this 129-nucleotide messenger RNA. The record is from the annotation of a GenBank genome assembly. Lineage: Eukaryota; Fungi; Glomeromycota; Glomeromycetes; Diversisporales; Gigasporaceae.